Phytophthora sojae is the source of this 795-nucleotide messenger RNA. RefSeq lists its product as hypothetical. The record is from RefSeq and is a predicted model, not a curated record. NCBI's taxonomy places the organism in Eukaryota, Oomycota, Peronosporomycetes, Peronosporales, Peronosporaceae. The transcript has 2 exons. Gene Ontology annotation, molecular function: protein binding. The annotation marks the transcript as partial.
ACGCGCCUUCCCAACAAGUGCACAGCGCUCUACAUUGCCGCUCAGCACGGCCGUGCCGAGGUGGUGGGGCAGCUGGCGACUCACGGAGCGAACAUUGAGAACUCGGAUGGACGAGGGUGGACGCCGCUCAUGACUGCAUCCUGCAGGGGCCGUGCCGAAGCGAUCGAAGAGCUGCUCAAGCUCGGAGCGAGCAUCGACAAGCAGCAGGAGGAUCGGGAGACAGCGCUCUACGUCGCAUCUCAACGCGGCCAUCUCGACUGUGUGCGCGUGUUAUUGAACCGUGGGGCGGCCCUGGAGAUUCCGGACGUGAAGAGCUGGACGCCGCUCAUGGCGUCGAUCUACGGCAAACGGACGAGUGCCAUGGCGCUGCUGCUGGAGAAGGGGGCGGACAUGGUGACGGCGCUGCCCAAUCAAGCCACGGCGCCCUACCUUACGUGUGACGCAGGGGCUCUUGAGAUGGGGAGGCUACUGUUGGACCACGGCGCUAACAUCGAAGCCGUGGACUUCGAGCGCUGGACGUCGCUCAUGUCCACCGCCCAGUACGGACAACUUGAAGUGGCUCGAGUGCUGAUCAAGAACGGGGCGAACGUGAACGCAUCGAACAAGGAGGGAGUGACGCCCAUGGCUGUCGCGAGCGUGAACAAGCACUCGCAUGUGGCCUCGAUGCUGCGGAGUCACGGAGGGAGACCUAGGCCGGCGGCAGUCGUGAUGAUGAUGCGUAGCCGUCAUUUAGUACUGUGCUCGAAAGCAUCGCGUAGUAUCCAAAAAUAUCACUGUUACCUUAUUACUGCGUGA